Sclerotinia trifoliorum is the source of this 2492-nucleotide messenger RNA. Lineage: Eukaryota; Fungi; Ascomycota; Leotiomycetes; Helotiales; Sclerotiniaceae. The record is from the annotation of a GenBank genome assembly.
UGGAUCAAUUCUCGACCUUGGAAAAAGGGGAGCGAGUGGAGUAAGACCCGAUAUCCGGGGAUCUUUUGACCAUGGUCCAUAUUUGAGAGCAUUUAGACUUUGCCAGGGUAUACUUAGAGCCAUGAUUUGCGAGUUGCUACUCCAAUGAUGUAUAGUCAAGGCUAUACUGUAGCUUUUUCUUUUGCUUGCCGUAGUUGUACCUUUGGUAAAUCAUGGCAUUUCCUUUGUCUAUAUUACAUGAUUAUAGAAUGGAGAGAAACAUCUUGCGGCUUUGUUGAAAAGAUUACUUAAUCUUACUAUAAAACCUAUGUCUAAUAGAAACAAAGGGUUUCUAGGGACCCUUUGGGGUAAUCAAUGGUCAAAUGUCAAGCCUUUGUCUACUUCCUUAAUCAACGCCAGAUGGGCUUAAAGAAAAAUCGCAAAUCGCCAGAUCCGGAAAAGAAAGAAACAUGGGUGUCCUCUUGCUUUCAUAAGAGCAAACAUAACCCUUUUUUUACAGGCAAUCCAACUAUCAUUAAUGCAUCGCAAUUAAUGGAUAGUUAAUCGGAUCCCCAAACAAGAUGUCUACAAUCGGGAAUUUGAGCCCUUCCUUUCGCCGACGCCACGAGAAAUCUAACAUAUCCAAAUUAUCCUCAAAUUAUUCAAAAGCAAGUACAGGAGGAACUCCCGGCCCAAGAUAUCCAAGAAUAGUCGCCUCCAGGCCGCCAAGAACCCCCUCCCCACCCUUGGAUAAAGAUACUGAAUUACAUAUGCGGAAGACGACAUGGCUGGAGAAGGUGGACGAAAUCCAAUCCCUUUGGAACUACUGGAUAGCAACAUUGCGCAGCCCUAGAGUGAUGAGACUAGUUCGAAAUGGACUUAUAAUUUCAGUACUUUUUCUAAUGGCUGUCUCUUUAGUUCCCUGGAACAGAAUCGUAUGGUACAAAUUUAGUAUCGUGACACACUCGUCAAGUUUCAAUGAAACAGAAGCUCGGGAAAACUUAGUCGGAAAGAAAAGGGAAAAGGAAGGAAUGAUGCGUAAGAGCAAUCAUUCUGAAUUGGAUGACCUUCAACGAGACCCAAUGUACGAGUUGAUUCUCCCACUUAAUGUUCUCACGAGGUUGAAUAUCGGUCCCGAACUCGAAGCUUUACAAGGAGCAUACGCGGAUAAUCGAUAUAUCAUCAUGAAUCUCACACAGGGUAUACCAGAUUUGUCGGUAGAUUCUCAGAACCUUACUGCCAGCCUCAAAGACUUUCGAAAAUCUAUGUGGAACUUUUCGGAAGCUAUUGGAGAUUACGUAGGGUUUUUGGAAAUGAUCUUAAACAAUUUACAGGAAGAAAGCAAGAAUCUCCAGAUAGCACUUAGCAAGAUUCAACCUGAAGAUACGUGGCACAAUCGCCCAGAUUUGGAACAAGGCAGAAAAAUUGCAGCACUUUGGAUCACUCACUACGAAUGGUUGACGAGUGAAAUAGAUAACCUUUGGGAGGAAACACUCAGAUUUCAAGAUGAAGCCAAAGAUGCCGUAAAACAGAGGAUAGAUCUUGAAGAGGCGUUCGAGAUAACCCAAUCCCGUAUGACUAAGGAAGCGAAACAGCGAGACCUCAAAAAUUUCGAUUUUCCCGCAGCCUACAAAUUCAUCCGUAGAUUCAGUUAUGUUGAUAGUCUGGAUUUGGAAGACGAAACUCAAGAUGGCUAUGAGACACGACUUGAAUAUAUUAUGCUACCCUUCAGCAGAACACUCGAGCUUGCCAAUGGUGAGGCAAAAUAUGUGAUGGAGAAACUGCAAAGAUCUUAUAUCCAGAGUUCAACCACAGGGAGCCAGGAUGAGACCGAGGGGAAUGGAAAUAAAACAAAUAAUGCAACACCACUGGCACCAUUUGAAAUUCCAGACCUUGGACAACAAAUCGAGGUGCUUAGAGCUACAUAUGAAAGCUAUGUACAAGUCAAAAUAUACCUGAAUGACAUGAAACAUGACUUGGCACGAAGGUUGAAAGGAACAGUUCUCAUGCCACUCCUGCCAGGAGAGAGGAUACAAGUCUAUGAUUAUGUGCUUAGUGGACAGCAGGAUAAUGCUUACAUGGAGAGGCAAUCGGAUAAGGUGAAGGAGGUGAUAAAUGAAAAGAACGAGGAGAGGAAGAGACUGAGGUACAAGCGGUACAUGGAACAGGAGGAAAAGCGCAAGAAAAAGAACUGGAAACCAUGGAAUUUCUGAUAUAUAUGGUGAUGUUUACGAGGGCAAUCAUUCUGUCAUCGACUGCUUCAAUAUUCAAAACAAAUAUAAAAGUUACAAUGAAAGGACAUCACUUACACACUCACUCGUUCACUGAUUCCUUCCACAAGCUAAUCAAACACUGAAGAACCAACCAACAAAACCUACUGAACUAGUACCUAAUACAUAUAUCAUGCUGUAAAGUAAAAACUUAGCCAGCCAAUCGGUCACAGUAAUGGGUGAUAAAUUGUUAGAGCAAUAUCAAGAAUCAAAUCUUCGAUCCCCGAGAUCCAUGGACUUUCG